Molecule: messenger RNA, 461 nt
Organism: Bombyx mandarina (wild silkworm)
Lineage: Eukaryota; Metazoa; Arthropoda; Insecta; Lepidoptera; Bombycidae
Source: RefSeq, a predicted model, not a curated record
UCAAGCUAUCAAGCUGUCAAUAAAAAUUCGAAAAGACAACUAACCUUAAUUAAAAAAUUCACAAUAACAAACAGUUUAAUACCUACGGGUUUUUACUAGUGACAAUUUGUAACGCGGGGAUAAAAAUUAUAUUCGAAAAUGAAUUUAAAACAGUUCACUACUAAAAAUGCAGUUCUUCUUAUAAUGAUACCAGCAUUAGGUGGUCUCCAUUAUGGUUGGUAUAAGCUGCAGAGCGUUGAUAGUCUGGUGCCAGACAAAGAUCGCAGUAGGCUUCCUAAGUGGUUGCAAGAACUUGGAUUCUGAAAUAUAAAUGAGAAGAAUAAAAAAACAGCUGUAAAUGUAUAUAGAUUCAUGAUUACCUUGUCAUAUAAAAUUAUAUUAUGCUAACAUAGAAUUAGAGUAAGUUAUGAUUGUGUUACAUGGUGGAAAAUUUGUUAAUAAAACAAUGUAAAAAAUAAAAU